This is a messenger RNA of Python bivittatus (Burmese python), 3660 nucleotides long. RefSeq names its product tandem C2 domains, nuclear (gene TC2N). Gene Ontology annotation, cellular component: nucleus. NCBI's taxonomy places the organism in Eukaryota, Metazoa, Chordata, Lepidosauria, Squamata, Pythonidae. The record is from RefSeq and is a predicted model, not a curated record.
GCGCCCAAGGGCUGAGGCGCGCUCCCUCGCUGCCGGCUUACCCGCGGCCGGACGGUCCCGGAGGAAAGAGGGAAGAGACGGACAAUGAAGAGAAGUGACCGGCGGAGUUUAUUGUCGGCCGGCCGUUCCAAGCAGUAGCUUCCUGGGUCGCGCACUAACAAAGAGAACAACAACUCCUUGCUUGUGAAAAGCAAAAGGAGUACCUCUGGACCAUUAGUAAUUAGGAGUUCAUUCCAGAGACACUGGAGUGCUCUCCCAUUAUCCAGGUCUGCAUUCUUCAUUGGUUCCUUAAUUUCAGCUUGCUUAGAAGCAGUAAUGGCAACAGAAUGCAUUAAGAAUUGUUGUAGGGGAUGUUUAUAUAUUGAAAAAGAAAAGCAUGAUGCUUCUCUGGAGAAAGAAUCUACAGUUACAGACAAAUAUAGAUCAAAAGUAGUGGAGAAACCUCCUUUGUCUUCUGUAUCCAUGAAAAGGCAGGUUGGCUGUUCAGAAGAUUAUCUUCUCUCCAAGUUCCCACCAGAUGGCAAAGAAAUACCCUUUGUAGUUCCUCAGUUCAAGCUUGCUUACAUCCAACCCAGGAACCUUGGUAAUCCACAUCUUGGCGGACUUCAAGGUUCGGUUGUAUCAUCUUUCAGUGAUCGGAAAGCAGAACUUUCUAGUAUAUACCAUCAAAGACCUGUUGAUGUGGUUUAUAACCCAUUCUAUAUGCAACUGCCACCUCUUUCUCCGGAUCUCGAUCAGUGCCACACAGAAAAAGUAGUGAAUAGGAGAUUAUAUGGAUCAGUUUGUGACCUAAGAAGUAGCACAUUGCCCUGCUCUUCCUCUCUAAGUCAUUCUAUGUUUGAUCUUACAAGUCCACCCCACCGAUUUGUUCAGAGGUAUGAUUCCACCUCCAGUGUACCAAGCAGCAUAUCCUCCAGAAAGGAUUCACAAGGUAGUAACAGGAGUUUAGAUACGAUUACAUUGUCAGGUGACGAAAGAGAAUUUGGCAGGCUGAAUGUGAAGGUGUGCUAUGUUUUUUCUGUUGAGCAGAUAUGGAUCACCAUUUUGAAAUGCAAAGAUUUGAACUGGUCAUCUACUUGUGAAGAACACCCUCAGAUUUCCAUCAAAGGAAUCCUCACUCUACACAAACCAGUGCAGUUCAGAUGUUUAGCAAAAGAAGCUUCCAAUGACAUUGAGUUCAUGGAAACAUUUGUAUUUCCUAUUAAACUGCAACUCCUCCAGACUGCAAGACUUGUGUUCAAAGUACAAUCCCUGAUUCCCAGGAAAAAAACUAUAGGAGAAUGUAUUUUGCCAUUGCGCGACCUCAGUUCACAGGAAGUGGAUUAUUGGCUGACGAUAACACCUCCUUCCAAAGCUUUAGUGUGUUCUGCAGAACUGAAAAUAGGCACCUGUUUUCAAGCAGUAAACAGCCGGAUCCAGUUGCAAAUUCUGGAAGCUCAGAACCUUCCAAGUUCAUCCACACCAUUGUCUUCAAAUUUUUUUGUAAAGAUUGUGAUGCUCAGCACCGAAGGAUUGGUUGCUAAGAAAAAGACACGUCUGCUGAAGUCUACUAACAGUCAAGUAAAAUGGGGAGAAACUCUGAUAUUCCCAGUGAGCCAGAAUGAACAUGGAAUAAACUUUCUCAUCAAACUCUACAGUAGGAGCUCAGUGAGAAGAAAACACUUUCUGGGACAGGUUUGGCUAAGCAGUGACAGCAACAGUGCUGAAGCUGCUGAUCAAUGGAGGGACACAGUUGCUAAUCCAGAGAAGGUUGUGGUUAAAUGGCAUAACAUCAGUCCAGCGUGAUACUGCUUUGAACAGUCAUUUUGGUACUGAUUUGGACUUGAGCCCAGAGACUUUUGCACUUAUUUAAAAUAAACAGCCAUCAGAUAACAAGAAAAGAAAAGAAGCACCUACAUGGACCAUGUACAAUAUCAUCUCUGAACAAGAAAAUCACAGAGGAAACAGUAGUGUUGAAAAAGGAAGCAUAGUAUGUGGAAUUCAAAAGCCACACUGAAAAAUUAGUGGCUUGAUUACUAAUUGACUGUUUUAAAAAAUCUAUCAAGCUUACAUAUAAAACUUUUUAAUAUUUAUACUCUAUAAGAAAAAUUAAUUUAAAAACUUUGUAUAGAUUUUAGUCAAAAAUACCAUGGGAGAGCUUUCCUUCAGAAAGACUUAGUUCCAUGUAUUACAGUAGUUGACAACCAUGCUUCAGCUCUUACGUUACUUCUAAAAGUAUUCCAUGGACACUUUAUUAUUUCUAAAUACAUGUUGAACAAGUGAGGUAAGGUAGGCAGAGAGGUAGAACUAAUAUUUUACCAUUUAAAUUCUUGAAAUAAACACUUUAAAGUAAUUUUUAAGAAUGGUUGUUGUUGUGUUGGAUAGUAAAUUUGAAGGGUAGGCUGGGAAAUCACUAUUCCUGUUUUAUAUAAAAUAUUUACAUUUGUUGUUGUCCCAUCUUACUGUUCUGCAGCAUAAAAUUUGCUUUAUUGUUUCGAGCAGAGAGAUUAGUAAGAAGUACUCCAAUGGUGAAGUUCAGAAGAAUCUGAUCUGCUACUUAAAGGUAGCAGGGACCCAGUAUUCCAUGUUUUAGGAAAACUAAAGUUACCAGUCCUUAUAAAAUGAAAGAAACAAAGCAAAGUGCGCAAGCAUGAUUCUAGCCAAUCACUUUGAGAAAUGAGCACAUACCUUUCAGUGUUUUAAGAUAACAUGUUAAGAAAUUAUAAGGGCAAAUGAAGCUCAUAUGGGUAACUAAUCCAUGAAUAGCUCAGCUGGCAUCAUAUAGGAGAUUUGUAGAAUCCCCAGAUCUGGAGCAUCUAUGACAUAAUCAAGCAGGUGCCCUGACUACUUACUAGAGAUGAAGCAUUUUUAAGGCACAAGGGUCUGCAUAUGUUCAUUAUGAUUUAGUGUCUUGACAACUGAGAUGUUUGACAAUAAAGUUGGUGAUACUUGAAAUAGGCACUACACAGCAGGAUAAUCCAUACAAAAAAAAAAAAAAAAGAUCAGUAACAUCUGAAAUAAACUUUCAUGGGGAUUUGAAAUGCAGCAUGAUUUAACUUGCAUGGCUUCAUUGCCUCUUUCAUUAGAUUAACAGUUCACAUUGAGCUUUCAAUAAAAAGGAUUCAGUUUGCUACAAAGCUGUUGCCAUGUGAACUUGGAAGGGCACAUUUAACAUGUGAAUCCUCAUGCUGAUGGCUGCCUCAUGAAUAUUUAUUCCUGUUUCUCAUAACAACUAAGGAUAUACGGGAUGUUUAUAUGCAAUGAACAGAAAUGCUUGGACCAUUUGAAACCAUACGUAAUUAUAACUCUUGUAGUAGAAUUCCAGCAUAUGGAUAUCUUUUAUAGAUCAUUAAACUUCAGAAACUAUAACUCUCUCUGAUAUCUCUGAUAAAAACGUUAGGAAUUGGUGCAGGCAGUGUUACACUAUUUUAAAAUGUACUGGUUUUAAAAAGGACAAAACUUGUAUCUGGACCCCCCGUUUCAGUGAGACUUGACUGGUGUUGGUGCAUGAAACAGAAUGCCCUAAGUGCAUAAUGAACUGAAUGAGAAAAUAUAGUGGUAGAGCUAUUAGCUGGAAAAAUUCAGAUUUUUGUGAGGAAGGAGGAAAAAAAACCAUACUGCAGAAUGUCAGUAUGAAAAAGCAAAGGUCAGAAGAGAGGAAGAAUGAAUUAAGGGAAAAAA